Molecule: messenger RNA, 882 nt
Organism: Psylliodes chrysocephalus
Lineage: Eukaryota; Metazoa; Arthropoda; Insecta; Coleoptera; Chrysomelidae
Source: the annotation of a GenBank genome assembly
AUGGAUGCUGGAGGUGACAGAGUCCUUCAUUCAACAAAUGUUGCUGUUAUUCGAGAGAUAUAUGAUCAUGAAUAUUCUCAAGACUUUUUUUCAAUGGAAUUGGAAAAGGCUUUAGAAAGUUGUUGCUCAGUUAUUGUAAUAGAGCCUACAAAACUUGGGGACGAGACAGCUAGGUGGAUUACUUUUGGAAAUUAUUUGCACAAAACGGCUGUUAUUUCCGGAAUAACUUCAAUUAUAUCAGGAUUUGCAUGGCCAGACACCUUUGCUCCACAAGCACCAUUAAGUAUUAUUUCAACUCUAUGUAUGGGACUAUAUACAGCUUCCUGGCAGUUUGACCACUGUGUUAAGUAUCAGUUAGAAUCGCAAGUUUGCGAGGGUGAGAAUUCUGUAAACGAUGUGAUGUCUCCUUCGUCUUCGGCAGGAACAGAAGAUACCAUAAUCACAGAUGAAAACGAUUUAUCUACUGUUGCGACACCUACCAACUCAACGGUAACCCAACAAAGUUCAAUAUUUAAAAAGAAAGGACAAACACGAGAUGUAAAAAGAAAAUCAACACAGCUAGCAGACGAAGUGUUAAAAACCGUAUCUCAGCAGCUCAAUAAUGCUGUUGAUGAUAAAUUUGACACAAGUGGUAAAAAUAUUGCCAAUAAACUGAGAACGUUGCCUCCUGAAAUUGCAAUUGUUACUGAGAAGCUUUUAUGCGACGUUCUAUUUGAAGCUCAAAUGGGCAACAUCACGAGGUUUACAAAAGUUAUUUUACAAGUUAACCAUUCUCAGUCUCAACAUAUUCAAUCUUCGCAAUCGCAGCAAUUUGAUUCUACGAGUACACAACAAUAUUACUCAACAUUUGCUACGGAUUUAGAGAAUGUUAUUAGUUUUUGA